GAAGUUAUGUUGCCUGCCAGUUUCGACCAUAAUGAAGAUGACGCCCGUUACGCUCAUCCAUAUUAAACGGAACCGCGGAGUCCAGAGGCAAAAGUUCAAGCAAUGUGACAUCCUUCAUCAAAGAUCCACCAGCGCGAGCCUUUCUGGGAGUACUUGAGUAGUUGACACCCCGUCGUUGAAAAACCACGGGCUUUCUGUCCUCUUUCGAUUUUCUUUUGCAGGUCUACCUAAGCUGUCAAGGUCGCUAUAAUGGUCCGCUCACUCUUUUACGCCUUGGCUGCCCUUGCGGCAUCAGCUGUAGCCCUUCCUCUUGACGUGCGCGAGAGAUUGUUCACUAUUGAGCUUGCACCAGGUGUUACGAAGGAGGUGACCGAGCCGGAGAAAUAUGAGUUGAAGGCUCAAGGUAUCAGAUUCUUCGACAUCACCGAGACGGGACCGAACGCGGCGGAUGUGAAGGUGGCAGCCGUCACGUAUCCCACGGCCGUUCAACAAACCACCGCUGUCAACGCCCUCAUCCCCAGCUUGAACCAGAACAACCUCAAGACUACGCUGACAACGUUCUCCAACUUCCAAAACCGCUACUACAAGUCUACUUACGGCCAGCAGUCCUCGGCUUGGCUGCUCCAGCAGAUCCAGAACGUCAUCACAGCCGCAAACGUUACAGCUGCUGUCAAGGCAGAGCCAUUUACUCACACCUGGGGUCAGUCCAGCAUCAUCGCCACGAUACCCGGUAAGACGACGAAUGUUGUCGUGCUCGGCGCGCACCAGGACAGCAUCAACCAGCGCAGUCCGCAGAACGGACGCGCUCCUGGCGCUGAUGACGAUGGAUCAGCCACUGUGGAGCUCUUAGAGGCGUUCCGUGUUCUUCUGACCGACUCAAGAGUGGCUGCCGGCCAAGCAACAAAUACCAUUGAAUUCCACUGGUACUCAGCCGAAGAGGGUGGUUUGCUGGGUAGCCAGGCUAUCUUCAACAGCUAUAAAUCGUCCGGAAAGGUCGUCAAGGCCAUGUUGAACCAAGAUAUGGCUGGUUACGUGGCACCAGGAACGACCGAGACUGUCGGUUUGUUCAGUGACUACGUCGAUACCGCUCUGACAACCUUUAUUGGAAAGUGCAUCAAAGCCUACACCAAGCUGCCAGUAGUUUCCACCAAGUGUGGCUAUGCCUGCUCUGACCAUGCUUCAGCGCGUAGUGCCGGCUACCCUGCUGCGCUGAUCAGCGAGUCUGCCUUUGAGGACACCAGUCCUUACCUGCACACCACCGAAGACACGCUCGAGACAGUCAACUUUCCUCACCUUCUCGAGCUGGCCAAGGUCAGCCUUGGAGCUGCAUAUGAGCUUGGCUUCGCCACUUUGUAA
Molecule: messenger RNA, 1356 nt
Organism: Truncatella angustata
Lineage: Eukaryota; Fungi; Ascomycota; Sordariomycetes; Amphisphaeriales; Sporocadaceae
Exons: 2
Coding region: 250-1356 (368 amino acids)
Biological process (GO): proteolysis
Molecular function (GO): metalloexopeptidase activity
Source: RefSeq, a predicted model, not a curated record